CUCACUAGCUAACAUGCUUUUCCUUAGAGGAUUUGUUAAUUUUGAAGCCUGAGAGGUAAAUAAAAAGCGUACCAACUCAAUUUCCGGGGGACCGAGAUUGCGACGGACAACCAGGAAGCGGCCGGGCUGGGAGCUGUCCCGGGUUCUCCGCUCUGCUCUCGAGGGCGGUUCCCAGGGUUCCUACACCGUGUUCCCCUACUCUGUUUGACCCCUGCCCGGACCUAGGCUCCGGCCCGGGCCUGACACUCCGGAGCCGUCAUGUCGUCCGAUUUCGAAGGCUACGAGCAGGACUUCGCGGUGCUCACUGCAGAGAUCACGAGCAAGAUUGCCAGGGUCCCUCGACUCCCACCGGAUGAGAAGAAACAGAUGGUUGCAAAUGUGGAGAAACAGCUUGAAGAAGCAAGAGAACUGCUUGAACAGAUGGAUUUGGAAGUCCGAGAGAUACCACCCCAAAGUCGAGGGAUGUACAGCAACAGAAUGAGAAGCUACAAGCAAGAAAUGGGAAAACUUGAAACAGAUUUUAAAAGGUCACGGAUCGCCUACAGUGACGAAGUACGCAAUGAGCUCCUAGGGGAUGAUGGGAAUUCCUCAGAGAACCAGUUGAUAAAAUUACGUGAAGAGAGGGCACAUCUGCUCGAUAACACAGAGAGGCUGGAAAGGUCAUCUCGGAGACUAGAGGCUGGAUACCAAAUAGCAGUGGAAACCGAGCAAAUUGGCCAGGAGAUGUUGGAAAACCUCAGCCAUGACAGAGAAAAGAUAAAGAGAGCACGUGAAAGACUGCGGGAAACAGAUGCCAACUUGGGGAAAAGCUCCAGGGUUCUGACAGGGAUGUUGCGAAGAAUCAUCCAGAACCGCAUCCUGGUCGUCAUCCUGGCCAUCACCCUGGUUGUCACCAUCCUGAUGGCGAUCAUUUUUUCUGUCAGAAAACACUGAUGUAUCUGCUCUCCCUUGAUAAACAGCAACAGCGGCUUGUUCUGAGUAAUUAAGACAAAACGGCCACAUGAAUCAUCCUUUUGCGCUGACAGGCCCUGAAUGACCCUCUUUCUCUCUCACCACUGUACAGCUGAAGUGCAAAGAGUGUAAAAAAUAUUUUUUAUUCUUGUUUGCAUGUGGGUUGGUUUCCUUUUCUAGGUUUGUCUUCACCCAGGUUUGUUUUUAUGGGGGAAGGUGAGUGUUUACUUGCCUUUUGGUCAUUUCAUCUACUGACCAAAAUAGCCUUGGUGACGUUCUUCCUUGCCCUGUGCACAUGUCAGGGGUCAUGAUUUGGGAGAGGACAUAAUGAGUCUGUCACGGGAGCUUCUGAUGGGCUGUGCUGUUUGUCACACACUUCUUGUCACCCAAUUGCCCUUCUGUGAUGUCCAAGGAUAAAAAUGCAGAGAAAAGCAGGGGUCGGAGCCAGCAACUGGAUUCAGCAAACCAGCCCUGUUCCUACCCCAGCAUAAUGAAUAUAGUCAACCUGCCUGAAUGCUUUCAUUGUAAAGGUGGGUAUUUAAUGUCAGUUGUGCAGGAAAUUGACUUAGCACUUUCUCUGUUUUUCUACGCAUAUUUUUUUUACACCCAAGACUAUUUUUGCUGAGCCUGCCCAAUAUCCACUUUUCACAACUUUGAUUACUGGCUUCAAGAAAUAGUUCCAUACCUUCCCAAAAUCCCAUACUCCCCAGAACUUGCUGGCAAAGUGAGUCCUGGCACUGUAUUUAAUUGUGACCUCCUCUCCCCUGACCUAUGUAAGCAUUCCUGUAUCCUUUCGGUUUUAAUAUUUGCACUGCCAAAAGCAGCCCUCAUACAUGCAAAAGGUCUGACAAGGUUCUCUCCACAUCCAUUUCAGUAUGUAAAGAGAACAUGAAUAUUUCAGGAAGAGCAAGAACAUGACUCCAUCAGUGUGAAAUUUCAAAUGUGAUUAUAAAUAUGGUAGAGUCCUAUAGGAUGAUCCACUGGAAAUAAACUUUAUGGAAAAAAAAGGUGCACUGACCUCCUUUAAAAGAAAGGGGUUGCAGCGUGUUGCAAAAAGACAGCUUAGGUUUUUUACUAACAAAUGUCAGCCUAGCCUUCUGAAAGUCACUAUGUAUUCAAAUCUCUAACGUGCUUUGUGAUUUUCUUCGCUUUCUUUUUGUCCAAGGUAAUUGGGAAUUGCGUUCAAAAUGAGUUCAUUUGUGGUAAGGCUUCAGUUGCCCAAGCUGAAGUCACUCUCCUUCUAGUCAUGAAGCAAAAUGUGUUUUUCUUUAAGACUUCAUAAGCACUUACAGGGUCCAUACUAUCUUUUGAAUAUAAUUGGACACUUUGAAUCCUUGAAAACCGAACCUGUUCUCUUCAUAAAAAAUGCUAACCACCUGUGCCCAUGGAUGGAGAUCACCUAGAUGCAGCAAUUAAUUUUUUUCCCUUCCAACUCAGAAGAGAAACAUUAUGGCUUAGGGAGGAAAUGCAGAAUGGCAAAAUGCACCAGAGAAAUAGUACUUAUUGAAGCAGGCCAGGACCUGCAUGCGUUCAGACAAAUCAUUUAGUAUUGUGUAAAUAGAGCCUCAGCCUUUACUUUGCAGGGAUGGUGUGAGAUUUUGACAGAGUGAAAUAAGACAGCCAAGUAGUGGGAAGGCUGUACUGAUUUUCCUAUCAGCUUAAGAGAUCCACUCAGCAAGAAUCUUUUAUUCUGAUAGUGGAAUUUGGUAUGUGCUAAACACAUCAAAGAAACUAUUUAAAAGCAAGAAAACCAACCCACUUCCUUCUCGUUCUGAAACACUAAUGGUGGGUAAGUAGUAUCCCAGCCUCUCUGGUGGCUUCCUUCGAAACCCUUGAUCUUACCUCAAGUGCGUAACCAGUCCUCUGGCUAUACCUCAUGUUUCCAGACUCUUCCCAAGGCCAUGUUGAUCUGAUCAUCUCAACUCUCCAGCUCCUUAGUAUUUCACUAAAGCCUUGUUUUUGUGUUGAAGUAGAUGAAGGGAGAAGAGGUGUGCUGCUCACCUCUUAAUGGCCUUUUCUUUGGGGUUCUAUCUCUUUAUCAGCUCUUGCCUGAGAUUUUGCCCCAAUUCAACAUUGAGAGUGGAAAGAAUAUGAACAGAUAACCCUUGGUCUAAUGGCCCCACCAAACCCCCCUUGAGAGCGAUCCCCUAACCUGACAUAGUGUGUGCCUUGUAGGAAGGAAGCUGGUCCAAAGGUCCCCUGAACUCAUUGCCUGGCCUUCCUGGGUGCUGUAGGAGCAGUUCAAAGGAGCCCUCAGACAGGUUGUUCCUACUUCCAUGCUCUUCCACGCUUCACUGGAGAAGGAAGAAAGCCCACAAAUUCGAAGCAGGUGAAAGGUUCUAGGAACUUAAUAUAUAGACUUCACUUGAUGAGUAUGUCUAAAGUUAGGAAUAUUGCUUAAAAUGAUGUUCAAUGCGGGGUUGGGGGGGUAAUGAUGAAGAUGCAGAGGAGGAAGAGGAGGAGGAA
Pteronotus mesoamericanus is the source of this 3417-nucleotide messenger RNA. It is a transcript of the gene VTI1A, whose product is annotated as vesicle transport through interaction with t-SNAREs 1A. Lineage: Eukaryota; Metazoa; Chordata; Mammalia; Chiroptera; Mormoopidae. Gene Ontology annotation, biological process: macroautophagy; vesicle fusion with Golgi apparatus; retrograde transport, endosome to Golgi. The coding region runs from base 259 to 933 and encodes 224 amino acids. Gene Ontology annotation, cellular component: late endosome membrane; SNARE complex; ER to Golgi transport vesicle membrane. Gene Ontology annotation, molecular function: SNAP receptor activity; SNARE binding. The transcript is spliced from 9 exons. The record is from RefSeq and is a predicted model, not a curated record.